AUGGUACUAGCCGACACACAUCUCGUCGGAUACGUUCUAGGUCACCCCAUUGACCGCAUUAGAAGGGAUUGGCAAAUGAAGCGUGCUUUCCAAGCUUCCUUAUAUUUACAUAAUCCUAAUGCCGUUAUAAUAUUAGGAGAUAUUUUGGAUGAAGGGAAAUGGGCUACAAAUGAUGAUUUCAACUGCUUAGUGGAAAGAUUUCGUGACAUUUUUCAUCAUGAUAAAACGAAGACAUUAGUUAAAACUGUUGUUGGCAAUCAUGAUAUUGGAUUUCACUAUGCCACUAAUAAGUUUUUGAAUCAUCGAUUUCACCGGGAUGUUGGAAACAAUGUUUAUACACCGCCUAUUUAUUUGUGGUCUUUUUUUGGCAUCCAUUUCGUUAUUGCAAACAGUAUCGCUUUUGAAGGUGACAAUUGUGAUUUAUGUUUCGAAGCCAAUUUCAUAUUGAAAUCGAUCGCGAGAUAUCUUGAUUGUUUGAAGAUAUCUGCUCCAUCUAAUACCAAGAGUUGUUAUUCCAAGGAACUUGGUAUGGGCCUUUCUGACAAAUUCCCAUACAUUGAUGUUAACCUUAAUGAUCCAUCUUCUUUCGUCUAUUCACGUCCUGUUAUUUUACAACAUUUCCCCCUAUAUCGCACUUCUGACAGUGGAUGCUCUAUAAAACCAAUGGAUGCUAUGCCUAAACACUUGAGAAAAACUGUAAACAGACCGAAACUUGAUUGUCUUUCAAAAGAGGCAACAAAACAAUUACUGGAAUCUCUUCGUCCACGACUAAUACUAUCUGGUCAUACACAUUACUCAUGUAAAAUGUCACAUCAAUUUGGUAACCAAUCGGAAUCUGCUGUGGAAUGGUCAGUUGCUAGCUUCUCUUGGAGAAAUCUCGCAAAUCCUGGAUUUCUAAUGCUUUCAAUAUCGUCCACAAAUUAUUCAAUAAAUAAAUGUUAUCUCCCAACUGAGUUGCGUUUAUUACAAAUUUAUAUUUCCGGUGUUCUACUCAUAUUUUUUGUUGUCACUUAUCAAAAGUAUAAUAAAGUUGACAUGUCUAGAAAAACGGAUUCCAAAAAUGACGACCGAGUUAUUGGACCAGUUUUUCAACCUGAUGAUCUUGUUCCAUCCACUGGGAUAGGCCCUGCAUUACCCUCUGAUUUAUUCAAACAAAAAUUAAAUAAAGAGCCGGAAUCAGUCAAUUAUAAAUCUCCCACUAACUUUGAAGAGAUUGAUACUAUUGGUCCUUUACGACCGGGACAAGAAAUAAGAGAAGAGUGGCGGCAUCUGAAAUCUGGUUAUUCAGGGGGUUUAAGCCGUGUAACGGUAAAAAAUGAGAAGCUUAAACGUGAUACAUGGAUGACAGAGUUAUUACCUAGAUCAAGUGAUCUUAAUUCAUUGAAAUCACGUAAAUUUCGUCAAGAUAUAUCAACACCUCUUCAUGAUGCAUCAUGGUUUACUGCACCAAAUGAUGAUUCAAGACUAUCGUUAACUAGUAAUCAAACAAAUCAAUCAAUAAAGGACACUCUGAAAUAUCAACGAAACGAAGUAUACGAUCAGAAGAUGGCAAAGAUUGCUUCGGAAUGUCAAAUUUCAAAAGAAAAGUCAAGUUUACUUGAAUUGUAUGAGAAUAAACUCAAACACAAAUUAAAGAAAAAACAUGGAAAGAAAUCCAAAAAACAUAAGCAUAAAUCCAAGAAGCACAAAAAAGAACGUGGAAAGUCAUCAUCACCAUCUGGUAAAUCAAUAAGACGACCUUUUGAUCGUGAAAAAGAUCUUAAACUGUCCCGAGUUGAUACAGCUGCUCGAAAGGAAAUAAUUGAACAUUCCAAAAAGCUUUCCAGUCGUUUCAGCCAUGGUAGCCAACAGUAUUUAUAGUGUUUACAUUGUAAAGUCUUGUUUGCUUUUCGAAACACGUUUUCUCUUAUGUAAUCUCUUCUAAACUGUUGGUGUAUUAUGACUCUAUUUUGAUUAUUGUUUAUUUUUUUGUUACAAAAUCUCUUCACUAAAUUAAAAAUUGUGUUUAUUAAGUUCUAGGGAACAACAAAUGUGUAAAUACUUUUAUAUCGUUGAAUAAAUAAAUAUAAACAAUUUAUAUCUUAA
This is a messenger RNA of Schistosoma spindalis, 2085 nucleotides long. The record is from the annotation of a GenBank genome assembly. Lineage: Eukaryota; Metazoa; Platyhelminthes; Trematoda; Strigeidida; Schistosomatidae.